AUGAAGGACGACCAAGACCGCCGUCGAGAACGGCCGGAUCGACGAAUCCCUAUGGAAUUUAACAUAUUCGAUUCCGGGAUUGCAGAGAUCGUGGACAAGCCGUUGUUUUGUCUGAGCAACGACGAUGAGCCUUCCGAGAACCAUGUGGGCAUCAAUCUUCACGCGGGCCCCUUCGAUUUGCACCCAAAAAUCGCCAAUCUUACCCAUCGCACCGUGGUGCGCCCGGGCUGGGAAACGGUCAAGACGAUGGAGGUCGUUCUGUUCGAAACACAAGGGAGGAAGGGGACUGAAAAGGUCGUUUUGGAACAACAGAGGCCAACCGGCGGCAUUUGGGACCUGUUCGGCCGGCUGCUGUGGUGGCGAGCCUCUGCCAUCCGCUGGGUGUUCACCAUGCAAUUUCCUCUCCAGGACAGACUGUUGGACGUCGACUUUGAGUGGCGACACAGUCGGGGCAUCAAGAUACGGAGGCUGAGGGGCGCGGACGGGUGGAUGCUAUGGAGGAAGCGAACACCAGACGAGGUGAGAAAGAUGGUCAACGACGGCGACGAGCUGCUGGCCCUGGUGUCGCGGGGCGCAAGAUCGGACCUGGGCACCAGGUUCGAGUUCGCCAACUCGGCCGCGCGCGGGGACUGGGGCGACCGGUUUUCCGUCGUGGCGCUCAUGUCCGGCAUCGGCGUGAUCUUGGCCGAGAAGAAGUCGCUGGGGGACUGCGUCGACGCUCUUGAGAUGACGGCGCGGCGUCGGUCGAUGUUGAUGAGAGCCGCACUGGCGGAGAAGCAGGCGCGGGACGCCAGGGACUGGCUGGACACGAUGGAGCUGAUGGAGGAGCGGAAGACAGACGAGCUGAGUCGGCCCAGGUCCAGCCAGUUCGAUCGCGUCCGGACGUGGAGGGAGCAGCAGGCGUCCAACAAGUCCGGGUCCUCCGGGACGCCGCGACUUGAUCAGGGCAUAUCGGGGGUACGAGGAGAGAUCCGGCUGCCAUCCAACACGCGAAGGCCGGCCACGACGCCUCGGCCGCUGUCGACGACGACACGGAACACGGCGUUGACGUCAGGACGACGGACAGCCUCGAACCGCAGCCGCCGAUACGAGCAGGAGAGCGAUCGUUUUGUGAGGAGUCAGGGCGGCCCCCAGAUUGACUGA
Messenger RNA from Colletotrichum destructivum, 1143 nucleotides. RefSeq lists its product as uncharacterized. Bases 1 to 1143 code for a protein of 380 amino acids. The transcript has a single exon. NCBI's taxonomy places the organism in Eukaryota, Fungi, Ascomycota, Sordariomycetes, Glomerellales, Glomerellaceae. The record is from RefSeq and is a predicted model, not a curated record.